AGCAUUUUGCAGUUUCAAGAAAACGCCAGCAAUUCGGACUUGCUUUGGACAAUGGAGAUCUUGGGAGUCAAGUCCCAAUGUUUCGGUCCCGAGAAGCUGUGCUUCAUCCAUGCAGACCACGCCGGUGGCGUGUCUGCGCUGAGCUAUGGCCAGCUUCAAAAGUUCGUGGUAUAGGAUUCCAGAGUUGCCAUUGUGUGGAAGCAGUUGACCGUUUCAACCAGCUGGCUGAAGAAUGCCUCGUGUCAAGCCCUAUGUUGACUGCUACUCUCGGGACCUCUCCGAGCUUACCAACUUCCAGCGCCUUCGCGUGGGCCUGGCCUUCCCCUUGCCGGCGCCCCUUGAAUACUUGAUCGCCCUGCUGGGCACAGCCGCUGCGCGCUGUGUGGCCAUGCCGCUGAACGUCCACACGGAGUACCUGACACUGCGGGAGCUGGACGCUGCGCUAGUCCACGUUCAGGUGCUCUUUUGCCCGGAGCUCGACGGCUUGGACCAGCACAGCGCAGAUGCAGUUAGGCGUUUCACGCAGUCCGCGGAAAGACAAGGUAUCCCCAUUUGCCGACUGUCGCUGAACGCUGGCGCCUUGAAGAUCCGGCAUGAGGAGCUUGACACGAGCCGUUGGGAUUCCAAGACGCUGGGUGAGGAGGCGGUGCUUCUUCUGCAGACCUCUGGCAGCACUGGGAAGCCCAAGGCUAUCCCGCUCACCAGGCAGAACGUGUCCUCCGCAGUCGACUCGGUGAUCCACGCGUAUGGCCUGACGGAGCAGGAUGUGACGUACAUAUCCCAACCCAUGGUCACCGUGGGCGGAUUGGUGACGCCUCUGCUGUCAACUUUGGUUUCUGGCGGAACCGUAGUGUAUUCGAAGUUCAACGCCGCCAAGCACUGGGAGGUAAUUGCUAAGUAUGGCGUCACCUGGUAUACGGCGGUGCCGGAGAUGCACAAGCAGAUUAUCGAGAGCCAGAAUGGCCGUUCCCGGCGCCGGUGCGAGCACACUGUGCGCUUCAUUCGCAACGGCAGCGGGUGCCUGCCGCAGGCCUUUGUGGACGCCCUGCAGCGGCUCUUCGACACAAAGGUUGUGGUGGCCUAUGGCAUGACGGAGGCCACCCAGCUGGUGUGUGCCAACCCCCUGGACGCGCCCAAGCCGAACUCGGUGGGCACCCCUGCCAAGAACAUCCGCCUCGGCCUGUUCGACAACCUCAGUGCUGUGGCCCCGCAAGAGAACGGCGAGAUCUGCAUCUCGGGGUCCUCCGUCUUCGAGGCGUACUGGGGUCCUGGUAUGGAGGAGGUGAACCAUUUAGCCUUCUUCACGGACGUGCAGGGCACGCGCUGGUACCGCACCGGCGACAUCGGGUGGCAAGACCAGGAUGGCUACGUCUUCCUUGUGGGCCGCGCGAACAACAUGAUGAAGAUCAAUGGGUACAAGGUCUUCCCGGAGCGUUUAGAGCAGGAGCUGGAGAAGAAGUACCCCUCCCUUCGUUUCGCGCUGGUGCAAAAGGAGGAGUCUUUGGCCUUGAUGGUCCAGAGCCGGAAAGGUGAGGUGGAGGUGGACAUGGCAAGCCUUUGCCGGCAGCUGGCGGAGCUGUGCCGCUUUGGGGUCUCCUUCCCGCUGCCCAAGAACGCCUAUUUGGUGGCCCCGGGGUCCAGCUUCCUCACAAAGUCCAGCAGCAAGAUUGAUCGCAAGCAAGCUGCCGCCUUGUCUCAGGAGCCCGAGCACGUGACAUGCUUUCACGUCUUGGACUACGCCCUUUUUGGCAGCGAGUGCGACGAGAACAAGCCGAAGACCUGGUGGCUGCAGCUGGCGGCCCGGCUGCUGCAGGGCCUUUGCGGAGCGAUCAUCUCCCCGGAGGAACGGCUGCAGGAGCUGGCCCUCACGUCACUCCAGGUCAUGGCGUUCACCAACAUGAUGAACGUCUACACUGAGGCUUUGGACACCAGGCUGCAGGUGAGCCAAGUUCUGCAAGCCGCCUCGCUCCAGGAGCUAGUCGACGGGUUCCUGGGAAAGGGCGCAUCCUUUUCGCUACUGGGGCCCGCACGGCGGGUGGCGCGGAGCAGAACGGCAGGAGCUGUGCUGAAGAUCACCCCAGAGGAGGAAGAGGUGGUUCAGAUCAUGGGUGUGUCCUGCCGCUUUCCGGGGCACAGCAACAACCUGGACGCCUUCGUGCAGCUGUUGCUGGACCAGCGCUGCGGCAUUGUCGAACGCAAAGACUGGCACAACGAAAGGUAUCCAGAGAUUGCCCACGUUGGUCUGAUCGAGGGCAAGGAGCUCUUCGACCGGACUCUCUUUGGGAUCUCUUCGCUGGAGGCCAGCUACAUGGAUACCCAGCAGCUUGCAGUGCUGGAAGGCGUCUACGAAGCCGUGCUCAACAGCAAGACGCAGGUGUCCAGAAAGGACGUGCCCGUGGUGGUGGCAGUGAGCCACGCGGACGCGGAGAUCAGCUUUUACAGCAGUCCACCGAACCACGUGCCGCCGCACAUCCGGGCGUACAAGGCCCUCUCGGCCAUCGCCGGGCGCGUCAGCCAGCUCAUGGACCUGCGGGGCCCCAGCUUCUGUGUGGACGCCGCCUGCGGGUCCUCCAUGGUGGCGCUGCAUGAGUCGUCCCGUAUGCUGCGCAGCAGCAACAGCAAGCUGGCCAUUGCCACGGCGGUCAAUCACAUCAGCAGCAUGAACGUCUCCGUGUCCAUGGCGCCCAGCGGGCUGCUCUCGAAGACGGGGCGCUGCCACACCUGGGACGCCGCGGCGGAUGGCUUCGUGCGGGGCGAGGGCAGCGCCGCCUUGCUGCUGGCCCUGGACUCCGUCGACAAGUCAUCCUAUGGUCAGCUCCGCUACAGCUUGGUCAAGCACAACGGCCGGACUUCCCAUCUGACGUUUCCUGAUCGCAAGGCUGAAGCCGAGCUCAUGCAUGAAUGCAUGCAAGCUGCUGGCAUUGCCGUUGGAGAAGUUGAUUACGUGGAGGCGCACGGCACGGGCACCGUCAUCGGAGACGCCACGGAGGCGCAGGCGCUGCAGGACGUCUUCGCUCGGCGGGCGCUGGCCGGGGCCAGCCCGCUGCGCGUGGGCUCCGUGAAGGCCAACGUGGGCCACCUGGAGGCGUCCGCCGGCAUGGCCGGGAUCUUCAGCGUGCUGUGCGUGCUUCGCCGGGGACGGGUCUUUGCCAACGCCGAGCUGAAGGAGUUUAACCCGUACAUCUGCGACGGUAGUGGUGGCAGCAGUCCGGCCUUGGACUUCCCUAUCGAAUCUGUGGCGCUGAACGAGAAGCUAGUGGCCGGAUGUAACUCCUUCGGCUUCGCCGGCACCAUCGGCACAGCGCUGCUCGCGGCGCCUUCGGAGCCCCCCAUCGACGCAGAGCCAGCCGCGGCGACUUCGCGGCGGGUGGCCUUCGUGGUGUCGCUGACGCCGCUGCCGCCCCAGCCGGAGCUGCAGGAGCUGGCGGCUCCCAUGGAUUGCCGCAGCUUCCAGGAGGCCAUGGCGCACGUGGCACAGAAGGUGCCGCUGCUCGAGGAGGUGAAGGCGGUGCUGCCAGCAAUCCUCCAGGGCCAGGCGCCGUGCCCGACCGAGUGGCUCCUGGUGGCGCACCUGGUCUUUCAGUUCUGCACCGCCGCGGUGUGGAAGGCCCACGGGGUCCACCCAGACGAGGUGGCCUUCAUUGGGCACUGUUUGCCCUCGCAGCUCAGGGAGCUGAGUGACUUCUGUGCCGCAGAGCUCGGCGCCAGCGUGAGGUGCACGGCGCCGGACGCCGAGCUCAUCAUCCUCCUUGCUGAGUCGGAGGACGUCCAUGGCGCGGCGUCGGGGCAGCCAGGGGCGCCAGGGGCGCGAGUACUGCCUGGGGCCGGGCGACUCUGGCCGCGACUGGGUGAGGCGGCCAGGCUGGACACCUUUGCCCUGGAGAGGGUCCAGACGACCUUAAGCGCACAUUCGGAGUCAAAGGAGGAAGUCAAGGACGUGAGUUUCGGGGUGCAGAUAGUCCAGCUGGAUGAGGCGAUGGUCAUAGUCCAAGACCUGCUGAAAGAGGUGGAGUACGGGGAGGAGGAGUUUGAGGCAGACACCGUUCCCUUCAUGUUCUUGGACUCUUUGCAGUGGGUCACUUUUACCAGCCUCAUGCGCUCACGAUACAACCUCACUGACAUUAGCAUGGACGCUUGUGUGGCCGACCUCGCGCGCCAGCUCGCAGGGUCUGGCCGCUGUGGAGAACUGAAGCCGGAGGGGGCCACUGACUCGCUGCAGUGCCUUACCUCGCUGGUCAAAGAGGACGCAGGGAAUGUGCUGAUCGGCGUGCACGGCAUCGAGGGGGACCCCAUGGCCCUGCAGUUCCGCACCCUGUCCUCGAGGCUGUCAGGCGUGUUGGCGAUAUAUGCAUUGAAGGUGACGGAGAGGCACCGAAAGUCUUGCUGCACCUUGGAAGACUUGGCCCGGAUGCACGUGGAGGCGCUGCAGCGGCGCUUCGGCUUCAGGUCCUACAACCUCUACGGCCACUCCUUUGGUGCCAUGGUUGCCCACAAGAUGGCGGAGGUUCUGGAGGCCCAAAACAUCAAGGUCACGCUGCUGCUGGGAGACUUCGAGGUGGCGUACCCUCCGGAGCGCUUUAUGGCCAGCGAGAGCCAGUUCACUGAGAGGUGCCGCAUGGGCGCCUGGGAGGGCCCAGAGAUGGAGGCCUACAAGAUCCUUCUGAGGAGGCACAUGUUCUCCCACCGGGAGGACGCGGAAUACUGCGAGCAGCUUCUGCGUUCGUCCGAUGUGAGGAGGCGUGAGAAUGAGAUGAAGGGCUUCGUCCUGACUCAGGCCAGGCCAAGCAGCAUGCCCAUGGAAAGCUACUGCACCAUGAUCCAGGACUUCGCGGCGAACAUGGGCUUUCAUGAGGAGCUGGUCAAGAACAGCUCCCAACCCGCCGCUGCCCUGCCGCUGCCGGGCUUCUUCGCGGAGCACAGUUACGAGCCCCGGCGCCUCGGGAAGGCCACGCUCUUUGUGAGCGCCAGUCCGGAGUUCUCCUGCUGCGUGGAGGUUAACAAGCAGUACUACGAAGAGCUGCAAGUUGUGCACGAGCCCAGUCACGAGCACUACAACUUGCUGGAAAGUGAGGAGGUGAUUCCCCAGAAGGUUUUGGAAGUUUUGGGUUUCGCGUAGUGGCCUUGUAAAGAUUGUGCGACGGGCCUGCACAGAUUUCUUUCUCAUGUCGGCGUUGGUUCUCCAAAUGACCAAGUUUGGCUGAACUUGUACAGAUCCGCUGACAAGUUUAGGUGCGCAUGCCUCUGCUGGUUUCUGAACUUACCGGCAGCGAUUUCGCUCGCACUCGCAGAGACCCGAGGUCAACUUCUCUGAGGCAAGCAUCUCUUUGAGGCCGACUCAUCAUUACUGGGGAUCCCGCAUUUCAGAUUGGCGUAUUUUUCAAACUCAAACUUAAUGCAGGCUGUCACAGCGGUCACCGGCUUUCAGGCAAGACUGAACCGGGCCGUGUAAAGCUUGUGCAACUGGCCGGCACAGAUGUUAUAUAUGUAUUUGCUGGCUUUGGUUCUCCCAUCAGGUUUGGAACCCGCGUGUCUAGACCUGCAUGGCUUGAACUUGUAGAGUUUGCCCAACGGCAGUGUAAAUAGGGUUUGCGUCACUGGUUUCAAUGCAAACUGGAAGAGCUUUUGCUUGCACCCGC
Effrenium voratum is the source of this 5636-nucleotide messenger RNA. Lineage: Eukaryota; Dinophyceae; Suessiales; Symbiodiniaceae. The record is from the annotation of a GenBank genome assembly.